AUGAGAACUUCCUUAUAUAUUCUUCUAUUAGCAUUUAGCUACUUUUCUAAUUGGGAAUAUUUUGAACAUUUUAAAUUAUUAAAUAAAUUGAUAAAUAAUAAAGAUAACAAAAUAAUAUAUCAUAGAAUUUUGAAGGAUUUAUAUGAUAGCAAUAAUUCAGCAUAUAAUAAUGCAUUAGAUAAAACGAACAUAAGAAAAAAAAAACAAGAACUGGUAGUUCCUAUAAAGAAAGAAGAAAUUAGUGUAAUAAACAAAACAAUAGUAGAAAAAUUAGAUAUAAAAAAAGAAAAAAAGAAAGAAUAUUUAUCAGAAGAAAGUGAAAAUGUGAAUAAAGAAGAAAAAGAAAGAAAAAUAAAGGUAGAAGAUAAAAAAAAAGAUGAAAUAGAUGACGAAAAAAAAAAAUUAAUUAAGAAAAAUUCAUUAGACAAAAUAAAAGACAUAAAUAUAUCUGAGAAUAUUACAAAUAGUUCUGAAAAUUCGGCUGAAGAAUAUGAUGAGGAUUUAUUUGGAAAAAGUGAUCAUUUAUUUGAAAUGAGAAAAUUACAAAAAAGAGCAAUUCCAUUAAUAAAGGACACAGAAGAAAACGAAUAUAUAAAAUUAUUAAAUAGUAUGAAUAUAAUACCAAAUGAAAAAUAUAUAUUAAGCAAAAGAGACGAAAAAAAUUAUAACAAAAUAAUGGGAUAUUCAUAUAUAUUACUAAGUGAAAUAAACAAUGAUACUAAGUUAAUUUUUAAUACGUAUUUAAAAAGAAUUUUUGACUUAUUGUUAAGUGAGAAAUUAGUCAUUAAUAUGUGUAAUAGCAGUGGAGAAAUUUCAUUUAACUUGUCAGAAGAAUUAAUCAAAGUACCAAGAUUUAAUUGUAAUACUUCAAAUAUAAAUAUAAAUAAUUUAAGUAAUAAAAAAUGUAAUAAAUAUAUUAAAGAAUGUAAAUCUGAAAAGGAGAGCACAGCAAAAGAUUGUAAUCAAAAAAUAUUAAAUUGCUUUUUAUCAUUUAUAAAAAAUGGAGAUUAUCUGAUUGUUGACCAUUUAUAUGAAUACUAUAGUUCUUUAGAAGAUAUAAUAAAAAAAACAGAAUUAAGAAAUCAAAUGGAUUAUUUAUAUAAAAAUUACACUUUUCACCCAUUAGAAGAAAACAAAGAUGUAUUAAAAAAAAAGGUACAUAAUAAAAUAUUCAUAGAAGCACUUGGAACAAUAUUGUUCAAUAAAUACCGAAAAAAUAAAAAAUAUUUAUAUUCAAGUUACAUAAUUGUUAUAGAUACUUUAUUUUCUGCAAUUAGAAAAAAAAUAGUAGCUUCAGAUAUGUUUAAGUUUGUUGAAUCUUUUUUUGUAAAUAUAUUUUUGUUACACAAAAAAUUCUUAGGAUUCUUAUUGAGAUCUCCAUUUUAUAUUAAAUAUAAAUUAUUUUAUACUCCUAAUUUAAGUAAAAGAAAUUUUGAGAAUACUUUGACUAGGAUAUAUUCUAGUUCUGUUCUAGACGACCUUUUAAAUAAUGAACUAGAUGAUUCAAAACCUGAAGAACCAUUAAAGAAUACGACUAAUGGGAAAAAAGAAGAAAAAUAUAAUUUUAUUGAAAUAUCUAAAAAUUCAAAUGAAUCCUUAUUAAAUAGCAAUAAUCAAAUUCAAAAUGCUCUCUCUGGUGAAAAUGAUGUUUUAUGUAAAUAUAUCCCAAUAAAAAAAAAGGUGAUAUAUGAAAAGCUAAAUGUUACAAAAAAAAUAGCAGAAGAAGCCAUUUUAAGUUACCUGGUUCAAUUGUUGUUGAAAAAAGUACAUAAAUAUGUAGUUGAAUAG
Molecule: messenger RNA, 1788 nt
Organism: Plasmodium gallinaceum
Lineage: Eukaryota; Apicomplexa; Aconoidasida; Haemosporida; Plasmodiidae
Product: conserved Plasmodium protein, unknown function
Exons: 2
Coding region: 1-1788 (595 amino acids)
Source: RefSeq, a predicted model, not a curated record